Formica exsecta is the source of this 1106-nucleotide messenger RNA. RefSeq lists its product as uncharacterized. Bases 714 to 1106 code for a protein of 130 amino acids. NCBI's taxonomy places the organism in Eukaryota, Metazoa, Arthropoda, Insecta, Hymenoptera, Formicidae. The transcript is spliced from 3 exons. The record is from RefSeq and is a predicted model, not a curated record.
CAACUAGCGACUUCUCUUGCUUCUCUUAGACACGAGUUUCCUUUUCCGAUGGUAACAAGAUAUGCAAAGAGGAUCUUUAGCUUGACCCGCCAGGGUACGCCAGCCGAUGGUCCAGCGCAGCAUCCCUCGGCCGUAACAGGCGCACCCUUGUACACGGCGACCGAACUAAUUUAGGGGUUGCGCUGUCUCCUGCGCAGGACCUGCCAAACAACGAAGGAGACGCGUGUGCGCCCCCGAUGUGCUUCGUUCGGACGUGAUAAUUUUGUCUAAAUUUACCGAUCGUCAUCAAAGGACAAGAGAGAUCUUUAAAGAUCUUCAAAGAUCGAACAUCUCGGGGAACAAAGGCUCUGCGGAUGGAAAAAGAUCUCCAAACGGUUCGCGAGAUUUUUCUCCGUAUCGGUCAUCGAGACUCGAUUCAUGCUGAAUUAAAAUGGCUGUGAUUGGCUCUGAGUGAUUUCGGUAACGGGAUAAAAGGCUCCGGCAACCCCCACGAUUCCUCGAAACCCGGUUGUCCCUGACUGUUGUCGGAAAAGUGCAAAUAAAGCACGGACGGAGGGAUGAUUUGGCGCUGGGCGCUGAUGCGCGAAAAGCGUUGCUGAUCGCCGCUAUUCUGCACCCCGCGGGGAAACGCGCGGGGGCUGGGAAAAAAAUCGUCGUCGGAAUUGAGUAAAGAGAAGAGGAAGAAUUCGUCGGUUAAAUCGAGAGAGUAAAGGAUGAGAUCUUACGACGGCGAGAGCAGCUCAACAGAGGACGACGAUCGUAGGGAAGGCCUGCCGGAAGCUCAUCUACAGCAAGGAUCCUGGCAACGCACAGCGUCACAUCCUACCUGGGCUUGGGAGCAUCGUAACGUCCAUCCACUGCCGCCACAAUCGGCAGCGGCCCUCGAAUCCGUAUACUCGACCCCAGGGGCUUCACAUCCGGGCGUCUCGGGCCCACCGGCAGCGUACUCAUCGGAACAUACCCAGAGUGCACCAGGACGAAGGACUCCGCUGGGUGCCGUGGGUCUCGGUGGUUUUUAUUUUCAACAACAACCCCAACCGCACGCUUCGUCGAGCGCGUUGUCCGAUGAGAAUCGACCGGACGAGAGGUUUUUAUUUUCGAUUUAA